AUGGACGGUGGUAUUACUAAGGAUGGCCUCUUUGCUGUCAAUAACACUGUCGCGCCAAAGCCUAGUAGCAUUCUAUCCUUGUUUAGCUUGAAGGGCAGGACGGCGGUGAUCAGUGGAGGUCCUGCUGGCAUUGGUUUCGCAGUUGCAAAGACAUAUGCCGAGGCUGGCGCAAAUGUCGCCAUCUGGUACAACAGCAAUGCCGUUGCUCACGAGCGUGCCGCCGAGAUUGAGAAGGAGUAUGGUGUCAGCUGUGAGUGGACCCCAAAGUUGAAUGCACGCGACCAGGAUGCUGACAAGAUUGAUGACAGGNNCAAGGCAUACAAAGUCAACGUUACAGACGCCGAAGACGUAAAGAAAGGCCUCACCCAGAGUGUUCAAGACCUCAACGGACGCCUUGAUAUCUUCGUCGCCAACGCCGGUAUUCCAUGGACUCAGGGCAAUAUGAUCGAUGGAGAGCUGGACCACUACCGCAAAGUCAUGACAACAGACGUAGACGGCGUAUACUACUGCGCACGCGCCGCCGGCGAGAUCUGGAGGCGGCAAGCCAAAGAAGGCACCGACAUGAACGGCAACAAGCUCGUAAAUUACUCAUACGGAUCUUUCAUCACGACUGCGUCGAUGUCAGGCCACAUCGUCAACUACCCACAAUUACAAUCAGCGUACAACGCAGCAAAGGCCGCCGUGCUACACUUGACCAAGUGUCUGGCGGUUGAAUGGGUCAAGAUUGCGAGAUGCAACUCUGUCUCGCCCGGAUACACCGCGACAGAACUUACAACAUUCGUGCCUGAGGAGACAAAAGGCAUCUGGAGGAGCAAGAUCCCCAUGGGUCGUGAAGGCGAGCCUCAUGAGAUGCGCGGCGCAUACUUGUACUUAGCUUCUGAUGCUGCUUCUUACACGACUGGCGCAGACAUCAUCGUUGACGGUGGUUACUGCUUGCCGUGA
Molecule: messenger RNA, 942 nt
Organism: Aureobasidium vineae
Lineage: Eukaryota; Fungi; Ascomycota; Dothideomycetes; Dothideales; Saccotheciaceae
Source: the annotation of a GenBank genome assembly